GUCUUUAUUUAAUGAAUAAUCCACUUCAUUGUACAUGUGAUUUAUUUUAUUUAAAAUAUGGAGAUAUUUAUCGUCUUUUAUCAAAUAAUAAAAAUGAAAUUGAUAAUGAACAAUAUGCUAAUAUUGAUAUAUAUCUUAAUCGUUGGGUAUCAAAACUUGAACUUCGUCGACAUUUAGAAAAAGCACAUGAACGUGGUGAUUUUUAUCGUUUUCCAAUUGAACUAUCAUCAUUUGCUCGAUGUGCGACACCAAAAAAAUGGCAUAAAUAUGAAAUAAAUAAUAUAACAGGAAUAUAUAAACAAUGUCGACAUCGAUGGUUAGCUAUUGAACAUGACUGUCAAAAUUAUUGUCAAGUACAAAAUCAUAAGGAAAUAUCGUUAACAACCAUUCGUUCGAUUUCAUCCAGAUUUAUUCAUUGUGAUUAUUCAUCUUAUUCGAUCAUUAAUUUUUCUUUAUUGUUAAUUUGGUUUUUCUAUCACCGGUGA
Messenger RNA from Adineta steineri, 485 nucleotides. The record is from the annotation of a GenBank genome assembly. Lineage: Eukaryota; Metazoa; Rotifera; Eurotatoria; Adinetida; Adinetidae.